This is a messenger RNA of Larimichthys crocea (large yellow croaker), 2339 nucleotides long. Its product is annotated as butyrophilin subfamily 1 member A1-like. Gene Ontology annotation, molecular function: signaling receptor binding. Gene Ontology annotation, biological process: T cell receptor signaling pathway; regulation of cytokine production. Lineage: Eukaryota; Metazoa; Chordata; Actinopteri; Sciaenidae. Gene Ontology annotation, cellular component: external side of plasma membrane. The coding region runs from base 136 to 1044 and encodes 302 amino acids. The transcript is spliced from 8 exons. The record is from RefSeq and is a predicted model, not a curated record.
AGGUGUUGGCUGCAGGAAAGAAAACAGUCUCAUGUAGUUGACAGAAGACCUGAUCGAGUUUUUCCAGAAUCUUCAACACUUCGAUCAAAAAACAGACGGAGUCCAGCAUGCUGCAGCCAAAGAUCCAGCCCAGUGAUGGACUGUCCUUCAGGACCUGCAGUGUUUUCAUCUUCAUGGUUCUUCAGUCUGUUGGAGGAGUCCAGCAUGCUGCAGCCAAAGAUCCAGCCCAGUGAUGGACUGUCCUUCAGGACCUGCAGUGUUUUCAUCUUCAUGGUUCUUCAGUCUGUUGGAGAGCAAGCAGAGUUAAUUUGUCCACAUCAACCAAUCGUGGCCCUGGCUGGUGAUGAUGUCAUUCUACCAUGUCACCUUGAACCUCCCAUCGAUGUCAGUUCAAAGACCGUGAUAUGGACCAGACCUGGUUUAGACCCAAAGUACAUCCAUGUUCACCAAGAUGGACGACUGAAUUUUAAGAAACAAAAUCGAUUUUAUCAUUACCACACCGCUCUGUUUGUGGAUGAACUGAAGAACGGAAACGUCUCCAUGAAAAUCUUCAGAGUGAAACUUUCUGAUGCAGGAGAAUACCAAUGUCAUCUUCCAUCAAUGAAGAAGAAAGCGUCCAUCCAACUCAGUGUUGGUGUCGUCUCCACGCCCGUCAUAGAGUUUGUCUCCAAUGAGAACAGAGAGGUGGUUUUACAGUGUGAGGCUAAAGGCUGGUAUCCAGAGCCUGAGGUGUUCUGGCUGGACGAUGAGGGAAACCUCCUCUCUUCUGGACCUACAGAGACAGUCAGAGGUCCUGAUGACCUCUAUAAUGUCAGCAGAAGAUUGACUGUGGAGAAGAGCGACAACUUCACCUGUAGAGUCCAACAGAAGAACAUCAAGCAGACCAGAGAGACACACUUCUAUGUUCCAGUUCAGUCUUCGAGUCAUACAGAGAUCAUGAGAAGCAUCAUCAUCACUCUUGUUUUCACUGUUUUUCUGCUGCUCUGUGUUUCCAUUUGGGCAUAUAACUGGCGCAGGAUAAGAAAUGUUAAGUACAUUCACUAAAACAGGAAAGCCAGAAGUCAAGAAGGAUGAUGCAAAUGUGGAUGUUUGUGAACACCAUCCCAUGUUGGACAGUAAGAAGCGACUGAGGGACCAGCAUCGAAGACCACGGAUAUGAGACCAAAGACCGUUUGAAUACAGCAAGACAGUUCUGAACAUGGACUAAAAACCUGUCGUGACCAGAAACAACCAGGAGGUGACAGAAAAAAACAGCGGAGGAAAUCAGAGUGACACUUUGAUAUUUUCCAUCUUUUUCUGUCCUCUGAUAUGAUGAGACAUAGGAACACACUCAUAUUUACAUCUCACUUACUUUUUCCUGUGUUCAUUAUAUUCAUUUAUUUCCUCUGUUGAUUUACAAUUGUUCAUUGUUGUAGAAAGUUUUUUCUUUGACAUAUUUGUGUAAUAUUUUCACGUUUCUCAAAUUUUAUUAUUUUUUUAUUUCUGGAAAACGAGAUAUUUUCUAAUGUUAUAACAGGUGCAUUUGACUCUCAUAUCAAUUUUAUUUACGUUGUCAUGAGAUUCUUUCAGGCAGCAUGAGUGUGAAAUUAUAUAUAUAAAAUCAUAUCAUUUUAAGCUGUUGAAUAAGUCUAAUGCCAUUUGAAGUCAUAAUGAAGAUUCAAAUGUUUUGUUUGUGGAGUAUCCAGCAGGUGGUGGUACAUGUACACAGUAGUAGUAAAUGUGGUGUCAUUGUGAGUUCAUGGCUUCGGGUUAUCUCAAAUGAAAAACGUUCAGGACAUGAUGAACGUUAUAUUUAGUAUUUCAGCUACUGUGGUCUCUGAAACAGUCUGUGUUCACUGCUGAGCCUUCCUUUCUUUUUACUUCUUACCCUCUGUGUUCAUUCACCUCACAGGUUUUAUAUAUUUUAUUUGUUUAAUUUUUAGAUUUACAUAUACAUAUAUAUGAGUUAUAUAGUACAGUAUAGUAUAAUGUAGUAUUUUUAAAACCUCCUCAGUGCAAAGCUCCUGCAAACAUACAGAAAGUGGAUGAACAAACCUUGUGGCCUCGUGAACAUUUAAAACAAUGAAACGUUGAUAGAUGUGAAAUGUGUUGCUGAUGCUUGUCAAACUGAAAUAUAGUUUUGACUCUGGACCUCGUGUCCUUUUCAACUUUGUUUCCAAACUAAAGUUGAAAACAGAGAAGGAAUGUUAACUCAAGGCCCAGAUCAGCUAAAACUGAAUAUCUAGACUGUUGUUGCUGAUGUUUGAAUGUCAGCAGAGGAGCUCGUGUUACGUUACUUAACAACAAAGAACUGUCUAAAUGUAAAUAAAGAAUGUUGUAAUCUUCCUGAUAAAAAUAAA